Messenger RNA from Schizophyllum commune H4-8, 2126 nucleotides. Its product is annotated as calcium/proton exchanger. Gene Ontology annotation, molecular function: calcium:proton antiporter activity. NCBI's taxonomy places the organism in Eukaryota, Fungi, Basidiomycota, Agaricomycetes, Agaricales, Schizophyllaceae. The coding region runs from base 209 to 1861 and encodes 550 amino acids. Gene Ontology annotation, biological process: calcium ion transmembrane transport; intracellular calcium ion homeostasis. Gene Ontology annotation, cellular component: fungal-type vacuole membrane. The transcript has 18 exons. The record is from RefSeq and is a predicted model, not a curated record.
AACAGUCGCUAUGAUCGGAGGGGGUCAGUAGUCACUCCUUUGAGCUUCGCCACACACACGCUUCGCCGCCGCGCUUACCCUUUACGCUCACGGCCAGCUAAUCACAGCCCUUUCGCGCUGUGCUAUUCCGCUUCUUUUCCUUUUGUUCGCCUCGCACCGCUUCUCCCUCUCCUUAAGUAGGUAGUGUACAUACACCACGUCCACUAUCAUGGACGGCCAACAAGCAAAGACCUCAGAGGAGUCCACCGUGCAGCAGUCGAUGGAGACCGGGCACCCCAGCAAGACCCACAGCGAGCCCAUCCCGAUGCGCCGGGUCACCUCCCAGCUGCCCCAGCGGGAGCGCGCCGCGACCGCCGACCCCGAACAUCUCGCCAAGCGCCGCUCGAAACGACAGUCUCUGCUCGAACCACCGCGACCCGUAGGCCCCGCCCCGAGCUUCAUCCAGAGCCUGAAGUCGAUCAUCCUGGCCUCUUACCUGAAUAUCCUGCUGAUUUUUAUUCCCCUCUCGUGGGCGUUCAACUUCAUACCUGCAGAGAAGAUCGGCACGGGCAACACGAAGGAUACGCUCACCUUCGUCUUCUCCUUUCUUGCUAUCAUCCCGCUCGCAAAGCUCCUCGCUUUCGCCACGGAUGAACUCUCAAUGCGUGUCGGCCAGACGCUCGCGGGUCUCCUCAACGCCACAUUAGGGAAUGCCGUUGAACUGAUCGUUGCGAUCAUCUCGCUUGCGCACUGCAAAUUGGACCUCGUUCAGUCUUCACUGAUCGGCUCCGUUCUGAGUAACCUUCUCCUCGUCCUCGGGAUGUGCUUCUUCGCCGGCGGUCUCAAGUACGCGGAGCAGGGGUUCGGUGUUAGCACUACGCAGCUCAACAGUUCCCUCCUGACGAUCUCGGUCAUCGCCGUCCUUCUUCCCGCUGCCUACCAUCUCGCACUCACGGACGACAAUGUGAACAACGACCAGGAUCAGGGGUCGCCGAUCCUGUCGUUGAGUCGCGGGGUUUCUAUCAUCCUGCUCUUCAUCUACGGCGGCUACCUCUGGUUUCAGCUCUACUCGCACGCGAGCAUGUACGAUGACAAGCACGGGGACAUCCAGAAGACGAACAAGUAUGCGCCGCGGGAGAAGAAGCUGUUCGACUUCAAGAAGAACAAGGGUGGCGAGGCGAAGGUCUCCUCCGUCGAGUCGCGCACGGGCACGCUCACGAGCCGCACACCGAUGAUGACUGAGGCGACGAGGGUGGAGAGCCCUAACGGCGGCUCGGCACUGGGCGGUACGCUUGGUGAGGCACCCCUGGCGUCCGCGGACACGGCGCAUGCGACCGAUCUGGAGGCGCAACACGAGGAGGACGAUGAGGAGGAGGAGAUCCCGCAGCUGAGUCUAGCGAUGUGCCUGUUCUUGUUGAUUGUGGUCACUGUGAUCAUCGCCGUAACCGCCGAAUGGCUCGUGGACUCUAUCGAUGGCAUGGUUGAGGGCGGCGGGAUCAGCGAGGAGUUCGUCGGCGUCAUCCUCUUGCCGAUCGUGGGCAAUGCGGCGGAGCACGCUACGGCUGUGACGGUCGCGGUCAAGGACAAGCUGACCCUGUCCAUGGGUGUCGCUAUGGGCUCGAGUAUUCAAAUUGCUCUCUUCGUCAUCCCGUUCAUCGUCACUCUUGCCUGGAUCAUGGGCAAGCCCUUGACGCUGCUGUUCGACCCGUACCAGUCUAUAGUCAUGUUCUUGUCAGUCCUCGUCGUGAACUACGUCGUCCAAGACGGAAAGUCAAAUUGGCUAGAAGGCUUCAUCCUCAUGUGUCUCUACGUUAUCUUGGGUGUUACGUUCUGGUUCUAUCCUGGGUCUAACCUUUCCGCCUUCCUCCCCGAGUGCAAGUAGUCCGCCAAUAUACCCUUCGCCUUGUCGACAUGCUCUCCUGCCCACCCCCCAACGCGAUAUCUAUACACCGCCCGCCGUGUUGGCAGCCUACUACUUAUAUAGAGCACCUCGCCGCUGACGAUCGUACCCCUCGAGGACGUGACGCCCUGAGUCUGAGCCUAGGUUUUCGUGUGGACUUUUUGCUGCUUUGGAUCACCUUUAUGAAUAUACGCUUACUAGUAAAAUGCCUAGACAUUCUUAUUGCGGCUUGUGGCUGCUUAAGCUA